Lolium rigidum is the source of this 368-nucleotide messenger RNA. RefSeq lists its product as uncharacterized. NCBI's taxonomy places the organism in Eukaryota, Viridiplantae, Streptophyta, Magnoliopsida, Poales, Poaceae. The record is from RefSeq and is a predicted model, not a curated record. Bases 39 to 362 code for a protein of 107 amino acids. The transcript has 3 exons.
UAUUAAAGUCAUCAAAUCAGACAAACACCUGUGCUGAGAUGGCAGCACGGUACUAUUAUAACAAGCUUUAUCCUGGCCGGUUCCUCAAUGACCUGGUAGCCAUGGAUAGCCACACCUUCGAUCGUACUAAAUAUGAUGACAUAGAUGAUAAAUUAGCCUAUUUUCAUGUCAACUUUAGAGCUAGGACACCAUCGAGAGAAAAUCCCUCAUCGAUUUUCUUUGCUGAGCUCAGUGGAACAGAAGGACCUGAGAAAGUCCGCAUGUGCAUUCAGUUGGACCCAGGUGAAAUGGAGAACUGCACAUUCUGCACGGGAAUUUUGCAUCCCCGAGAUAGUUUUAUUGGCUGUAUGGGUCCCUACUAAAAAAAA